Messenger RNA from Mobula hypostoma (lesser devil ray), 6569 nucleotides. It is a transcript of the gene secisbp2l, whose product is annotated as SECIS binding protein 2-like. The record is from RefSeq and is a predicted model, not a curated record. Lineage: Eukaryota; Metazoa; Chordata; Chondrichthyes; Myliobatiformes; Myliobatidae. Gene Ontology annotation, cellular component: ribonucleoprotein complex. Gene Ontology annotation, biological process: selenocysteine incorporation. The transcript is spliced from 19 exons. Gene Ontology annotation, molecular function: ribonucleoprotein complex binding; selenocysteine insertion sequence binding; mRNA 3'-UTR binding. Bases 309 to 3503 code for a protein of 1064 amino acids.
GCGGGAGGGGUGGGGCGGACGCGACGUGUUUAUGCGCCGUACAUCGAGUGAAGGCCCAGCGACGACAUGGAGCGGGCGCCGGCGGUUGCUUGCAGCCUCUCGAUCUGAAGGUGCCUGGCAGUGGGCAUGGAAAAGUGCGAGGCCAAGAAACUAGUAUUCCAGUGUGCCAGCAUGUGCUAGAAUAUAGUGAAUUAGCCAACUGUAAUAGGAAACUGGAAGGAUUGUUUUGUAAAUAGCAGGAUAUUCAGCUGUCAGCAGAGGUAGAGCCAUUCAUACCCCAAAAGAAGGGUAUUGAGGCGACUGUUUCUAUGGCACUCCAAAAUGAUGGAAGUGGUUGUGGUGUUGAAGGUCCGCCUAUUCCAAGCUACUUGAUAACCUGCUAUCCUUUUGUUCAAGAAAACCAAGUUAAUAAUAGGCAAUUGCCUGUGUAUAACGGUGAUAUUCGAUGGCCUCAAGCAAAUCCAAGCUCAACGGGAUCAUACUUUGCUUAUCCAAUAUUGCCAACUCCACAACCUCCUGUUUCUACGGAUUAUGCUUACUAUCAGUUCAUGCCUGCACCAUGUACACCAAUGAUGGGGUUUUAUCCUUUUCCAACUCCGUAUGCAGCAUCAUUCCAGCCAACCAGUAUGGUGAAUUCAGUAUCUGAAUGUAGUGAAAGAUCUGUUCCUGCUGGACCUGUCUGCCCAACUACAACUCAAAGAAACAGAGUCAACAGAGGGUCUUUGCCAAAGAUUUUGAGAAUCAGCAAACCUCUGGUUAGAAGUGUGGCUGUUCAGAAGGAAAGCAGCGCCUCCGGUCCUGAAAAUAGAUCAAAAAUUGUUUUGCUGGUUGAUGCCAGCCAGCAGACAGACUUCCCUGGAGAUGUAGCUAAUAAAUCUCUCUCUGAGAGGGCCAGCCCCUUGCUCUGGAAAUCAAAAGUCAGGAGAAGAAGAGCAUCUCACCCUGCUGCUGAGUCUUCAAGUGAGCAAGGAGCUAGUGAAGCUGAUAUUGACAGUGAUAGUGGCUAUUGCAGUCCCAAGCACAGUCACAGUCAGACUACAACAGCUAUAACUCGGAAUAUAGAAGGCAGCAACGUUAAAGCAGAGGAUUCAACAGGGAUCACAGGAAGCCCCAGCUGGGCAAGUAUAGCUUCCCAAGCACCACAGCGGUUUGGCAUGGAGAGAUUCCAGACCAUUUCUUGCAGAAGUGGAAGACCAGCAGAUCCUCGAAACACACAGGAUUGCUUCAGAGGAAGGGUGCAGGAUUUGUCAUCAGAGAGAACACCAACCCAUCAGAAGAAUCGCGAUUGGACUGCCAGACAGUCUCCUGAAACACUGCAGUUUGCCAGUAGGCAAAAGACCGGAGCUGAUCAAAAUCCUGACUCAAUAUAUUUUAAGGAUGACAGUGAGUUUCCAGAGUUGAUUAGUGGAGCUGGGGUUUCUAAAGGCAAAACUGUUGGCCUUGAUAAUGCUCAGAAUAAAAGCUCUUCCGUUUGUCAACUCACUAAAAAGCCAUUGGGGUUGGGUGAUCUCCCAGAAACUUCUCCAAUCAAUAUAGUGCAGACACCAAUUCCAAUAACUACAGCUAUUCCAAAACGUGCUAAAAGUCAAAGGAAAAAAGCAUUGGCUGCAGCACUUGCCACUGCUCGGGAGUAUUCAGAGAUUAGCAUGGAGCAAAAAAAACUCCAGGAGGCUCUGAAUAAGGCAGCAGGGAGGAAGAGUAAAGCUCCUGUGCAACUGGAUCUUGGUGACAUGUUAGCUGCACUAGAGAAACAGCAACAAGCCAUGAAAGCAAGGCAAAUGACUAAUACAAAACCACUGACAUACUCCGUUGGUACAACAGCACUUCUUUCUGUCAAAGAUUGUGGAAGCAUGAAAAACUUACCUAAUCAGCAAUUUAUCGGAUUUCAUAAUCCAUUGGAUUCUGGUGCCCCAAGGAUAAAAAGAGGAAAGGAAAGGGAGAUUCCAAAAACAAAACGUCCAACUGCUCUUAAAAAGAUUAUAUUGAAGGAAAGAGAGGAGAAGAAAAACAGAUUUUCGAUAGAGCCAACAAUUGUGGGGUCAGAGGAACAAGGUGAUGUGCAGCUAAGUUUUCAGGAGGAACCAAAAUUAACACAGGAAGUGGUUUCUCAAGAAGAUAUUGGAUUGAGUGUUACCAGUGAUACAUCUCUGUCUCCUGCAAGCCAGAAUUCUCCGUACAGUAUGACACCAGUUUCACAAGGCUCCCCAGUCAGUUCUGGAGUUGGCAGUCCAAUGGCGUCUUCAACAAUCACAAAAAUUCAUAGUAGGCGCUUUAGAGAAUAUUGUAAUCAAGUGCUCAGUAAAGAUAUCGACGAAUGUGUGACUUUGCUACUGCAAGAACUUGUUCGCUUUCAAGAACGUGUUUACCAGAAAGAUCCAAUCAAAGCUAAAAUGAAGAGAAGACUUGUCAUGGGUCUACGAGAAGUAACCAAGCACAUGAAACUAAAAAAGAUUAAGUGUGUAAUCAUCUCUCCAAAUUGUGAGAAAAUUCAGUCCAAAGGUGGACUGGAUGAAGCUUUAUACAAUGUGAUCGCUAUGGCACGGGAGCAGGAAAUUCCUUUUGUCUUUGCUCUUGGACGUAAAGCUCUUGGUCGUUGCGUGAAUAAACUUGUUCCUGUUAGUGUUGUGGGGAUUUUCAACUACAGUGGUGCUGAGAAUUUGUUUAAUAAACUGGUGGCAUUAACAGAGGAGGCCCGUAAAGCUUACCGUGAUAUGGUAACAGCCUUGGAGCAGGAACAAGCUGAGGAGGCACUGAAACACACCAGGAAAGUUCCACACAUGGGCCAUUCUCGCAACCCUUCUGCAGCGAGUGCCAUUUCAUUUUGUAGUGUGAUAUCUGAGCCUAUUUCUGAAGUAAACGAGAAGGAAUAUGAAACAAACUGGCGGAACAUGGUGGAAGCUACUGAUGCAGCUGAUGGUUCUGAGAUAGAGAAAACCAUACCCAGUGCGACUAUCGUCCUGCAGAAGUCUACAGGUUUUCCAGCAGUCUCACACAAUUUUAACAAAAUUGUCUUGGGAACAACAAGCACUUCCUCUAUGGGUCAGACAUCUCAUCCAACAAAGCCCACUGGUUCAGACAAGGAAGAUGGAAAAGCUGAUGAUAUGUUAGAGUGGGCCUCUCAGCAAAGUACUGAGACUGGAUCACUUGAUGGCAGCUGCAGGGAUGUUCUUAAUUCCUCCAUGAUUAGCACUACUAGUACUCUUGUACCAGACAUGCUUGAGGAGGAGGGAGAUGAUGAUGAAGAGGAGGAGGAGGAGGAGGAGGAAGAUGAUGAUAUCCCUGAACCUGUUGCUAUGGUGGUAACACUUAGCAGUAGAAUUGAUGAUUGGGUAUCAGAAGCACAGAAAACACUGGAAACUUUGCAGCUUAGCAAAAAUAUUGAUGGUACAGAGGAAGAUCACAGUGGGCAAUGUGAUGCAGAAGAACACGAAAUGGUGGAGCAAGCAGAUGCGAUUGCCGAGAGUGAGGGCUCUCAACCUAGAGAAACAGAGAGAGACACCUAAUAAUUGCAGCCCCAGACCAGCAGAUUGGUGUGGAACACGAUUAUUUUCUGGUAAACUCAUGAGAUUACAAAAAUACACAAGCAAAUGUAACUGUUAAAAGUAUUUUAAUCCCAUUAAUGGUAAUGCUUUGUUUAAAAAGGGUUCAAAUGUAGUGGAAAGUACAAAUUUAUUUCUAACAGUAAGAAUAUGAAGUGCAAAUUUAGAAACCAAAGGCAUUAGCCAUAAAGUACUUAAAAUUAUUCUUCAAUAUUUGGCAUGUUCUGUUGGAUUUGUUUCUCCUUUGGACUUGGCAAAUAUAUAUUUAUUCCACCUACCAACUUACCAUUGUUGGCACUUAAUUGGAUAAAAUUAUAAAGAUUAAUGCCUAACUGUAAUUUUUUUGAGCAAUCAUUGAGUCGAUCUGAGUUACUGUAAACAAAAUGUCACUGAUCUCAGGAACAUGUAUAGGAACAACUAGUAAAGUCUGCUGUUUAUAACUUAACUCAAUUUCACUUCUUGUACAGAUAGAUCAUAAAGUCACAUAUUGAAAAAUUCUGUCUUUUCAAAAUCUGUCCACAAUUGACCCUAACCUCAGUGUCUUUGUCAAAUGUAAAAUGUUUUUCUAGAUGGUUUGUGAAAGUUUUUUUCUGAAUCUUUGGAGAAAAUGUAAAAUAUGUUGAUGGGAGGAAAAAGCCAGCAGUUUUGUUUACAAGAAAUCCAGUCUCUUGAGUGACAGUAGUUUUAUAUCAGAAGAUAAUUUGACUGAUAUUUUUUAAUUCUACACAACUUGAACAGCAAAAUGGUGAUGUUUCUAAGAUAUACUCAUUGCGCAACUGUGACUUGUGAUCGUUAGUGUGCAAUAUGUGGCACCUAAUUGAUGGAUGCAUGUAACCAUAGCUCUCCAUAAUGAAAUUAAUGUUACUUGUAUUUUUUAAAGCAUUUCUUGGACCUAAUAUGAAUUUGCUUAUAUCAGCAUUGUAUAAUUGAAUUCAGGGAAAGUUGAUAAAAUGGGUGUUAUACAGCUCUUUAUUAGCCUUUUCUAUAUGGAUAUUACUUUGCUGUCAUCCAAAACGUUUUGGACUGGAAUCUGGAAAAUAAUAUGACAGCUGGCCUUGUGUGUGCAUGGGAUAUACUAGAAAAUAGUUCAUUUUAAUUGACAGUAACAGGUGAAAUUUUGUUACCUUGUACAACACAUUUACACAACAUCAAGUGUACAGUAGCUGUACUGUCUUAAUUAUGGUUCCUUUAUGUAGCAUCAGGCUUGCAAUUCUGGAUUGCUUGAUAGAUAUUUUUAAAAUAUCAGUUUUGACUACUUGCAUAGUUAUAAACUUGCACUGUUGCUUACAGCAGUAAAUUAUACCUUCAAUGCAGCUUCUUCAUGGUAAUAAAGGCAAUGGGAUUCUUUUGUAUAUUUUUAACAGUUGUAAAUUGGUCCAAUGUUCAAAGGUAACAUAGACAGAUCCACCUAAACGUAAAUGUGUUCAUCAGCUGCACUUGAUAAUGCAAAUUAGACCUGUAUCCUUUUAAUUGCAUCGUGAUUGUGAUGGAAAAUCUGUUUUGUGCUAUAUUGGUUGCAGGAGUUGCAGGUUUACGUCAUAAAAUACACACAAAUAUAUAGGGGCAAAGUUGUUUAAAUAUGUCAUAAAAAAUAUUUAAAGAUCAGACCUUCAGCUCUAUCUGUACACUGACAAAGUAAACCUUUUAAUUGUAAGUCUAAGUGUAAAGAAAUUAAAUUAUGUUCACAUUUAUUGCUCUUAAAUUGAAGCUUCAGGAUUUAUGUCAUGCACAUCAACUAAAUGCAAGUUUUCUUUAAUGACAGGUGGUGUCUAAAAGUGUUUUCCUUUGACAGAAUGUGCAUUUAAACUAAAACUUGCACAUUUGAACAAACUUUUAUAGUGGCUUAUAGAAACCAAAUUAAGUGGAAGAAUGCAUCUCAUUCAAAAUGGUACAGGACUUUGACAGGAGAAUUUUUCACCUACUCUCAUAUGCAAAAACUUAAAAUACUUUCACAAUUAAAACUUCGUUGCUUCAUGGAAAUGAUGGAAGAACACUGCUGGUGUAUGGUGAUGUUAUACAAUAUUUAAUAUUCCACAGUAAUGCAUUAUUUUGAUGUUCAGAAGUUGGUACUUCCUUGUGGCACCAGUAGGUUGUGCACAACUUGAUCUAUAUGGCAACAGCUGGUGCUAAAAAAAACCUUUCAGAAAAUAUUUUUUAAUCUUUAUAGAGUUCACAUACUUAUCUUUUUUGUUUCAUAAUUAAUUCCAUUUGUAAAUUUUUACCCAAAAUAGAACUAUUCAUAUACAGAACAAUGGCAACUUUCAAAUAAUCUUUAGUAUUUAAUUCAUGAUAAAAAAUAAUAUAUUAUGCAAAAUGACUUUCAAAAAUUGUUAUCUUAGUUUAUAAUUUAACACUUUUCUAUUGUAAGCAGGUGUCUUGAGCGGGUUUAGGUUCAACUUUGUAUUGAUACAUAAACAAAGAUGGUCCAUCAAGUUGGUGGUAAAAAGCUAACAUAAUACUCAUUGUAUUUCAGGCUGUAUUGUACUAAUAGUGUGGAUAGCUUUGUGAUUGUUGCUGUUAUCACUUAAUAGGAACCAGUUUCUUUUUCAUGUACAUUGAUCUUGUUUUGAAUAGCAGAGGAUUGAGACAUGUAUGUUUCUGUUUGGUCAAAUUCCUGGGACAGCUAACUUCUAGCACUCCGUACUACAUGAAAUCCAAAUGUGUCCAACUGUGCAAAGUGACCUGAUCCUUGAUUUAUACAGAAUGAAAAUCGUAAUGUUUGUCUGAUCUAUGCUAUAGGCUAAAUUGUACAUUUGUAUUUUCUCCAAGAGGCUCUCAAAACGGACUGUUAAUAUUCUUUAAUGUGCCUCUUGCUAUAGGUUAGUUUGAUUUAUAUUUUAUUGUUUUCAUUUGGAAUCGAAUUCAAAAUUGGCAGAUGCAGAAGUUUGAUAAUUGGUGAUAUGAAGGAUGAUAUGCAUUUUUGCUUGUGUGACCAGCAUUUGUCAUUUCAUUUAAUGUACAUAAUUCCAUAAUUAACAAGUUAUACUUGCACUAUGUAAAUAUCAGAAUUUUUCCUUCUGUAUCUAAUAA